Esox lucius (northern pike) is the source of this 2865-nucleotide messenger RNA. RefSeq names its product purine phosphoribosyltransferase family protein. The record is from RefSeq and is a predicted model, not a curated record. NCBI's taxonomy places the organism in Eukaryota, Metazoa, Chordata, Actinopteri, Esociformes, Esocidae. The transcript is spliced from 7 exons. Bases 1576 to 2178 code for a protein of 200 amino acids. Gene Ontology annotation, molecular function: adenine phosphoribosyltransferase activity.
GAUAUAUAGCAGUGGCCAGUGGCCAUGCCAGUGAACAGACUCAAACUCCUCUGCAUCUUUGACUGUGUGGACUGUUAUUACGGAAUGAACACAUUGGCUAUUCCAAUGGAAAGGGAGAAAGGAUGGUACCUUUCCCUAAUGGCACCUAACACCAAGGGACCAACGUAUGCUUGGUUGGAUCCAUCAAGACUCUACUGUAAUUCCCAGGGUAUUAAUAGCCCUUACACAGCCUGGAGGUGUGUUUAGCAUUCCUGUCCUGUUGAAAAACGAAUGACAGUCCUACUAAGCACAAACUAGAUGGGAUGGUGGAUCGAAGGAAAAUGCUGUGGUAGGCAUAUCAAGAUUUAGUGUGUCUUGCAUUCUAAAUAAAUCACAGACAGUGUCACCAGGUAAGCACCCCGACACCAUCCCUCCUCUUUCUUGCUUCACAGUGAUGACCACACAUGCAGAGAUCAUCCAUUCACCCACUCUGUGUCUCACAAAGACACGGCGGCUGGAAACAAAAGUAUUCAUAUUUGGACUCAUCAGACUAAAGGACAGAUUUCCACGGAUCUCAUGUCAAUUUCUUGUGUGUCUUGGCCCAAGCAAGUCUCUUCUUUAGUAUUGGUGUCCUUUGGGAAUGGUUUUAAAUUGGGGCAAUUCAACCAUGAAUGCCUGAUUCACUUAGUCUCCUCUAAAAAGUUGAUGUUGAGAUGGGUCUGUAACUUCAACUCUGUGAAGCAUUUAUUUGGGCUGCAAUCUGAAAUGCAGUUCUUUGCCAAUUUCUGAGGCUGAUAACUCUAAGGAACUUGUCCUCUGGAGUAGAAGGAACUCUGGGUCUUCCUCUCCUGUACCGGUCCUCAUGAGAACCAGUUUAAUCCUAGCGCUUGGUUUUUGCAACUGUACUUGAAGAAACUUUCAAAGUUCUUGACAUUUUCUGGAUUGGUUGACCUUCAUGGCUUGGAGUUAUGAUGGAUUGUGUUUUCUCUUUGCUUAUUUGAGCUGUUCUUGCCAUAAUAUCAGCUUAUACGGUACAGAAUUUGCUCUUCAGUAUACUAACCCUACCUUGUCACAACACAAAUAAUUCAACAUGGCACACACGUUAAUUGAAAUGCAAAUAUGAGAUGUAUUUUGACCUAUUUAAAACUUUUUGGGUUAAUAGAAGUCUGUAUGUGUAAUUUCAUAGUAUUACAUCUUCACUAUUAUUCUCCAAUGUGUAAAAUAGUAAACAUAAUGAAAUAACCCUGAAGUAAGCAAGUCCAAACUUUUGGCUUGUACUGUAGGUAUACCUUGCAAGAGGGAUAUAUAUAAUGUAUUGUGUGCAUUUUCUUACCAUGUGCAUGCACUGUAAUGUUUCUGUAAAGAAACCUAUAGCAGGAAUGUUGUUCUGUUUGGUUUUUUCUGGUUUUGUUUUUAUCUAAUCCAGGCCCUGUUAGAUUGUGUGAAAGACCUUCUCUGUCCAUUCCAGAAUGAGACCAUUCACCUGGUCACUAGCAUACAUGCAAUGGGAUUCGUUCUAGCAUUGGCCAGUGGCCAUGCCAGUGAACAAGACUCAAACUCCUCUGCAUCUUUGACUGUGUGGACUGUUAUUACGGAAUGAACACAUUGGCUAUUCCAAUGGAAAGGGAGAAAGGAUGGUACCUUUCCCUAAUGGCACCUAACACCAAGGGACCAACGUAUGCUUGGUUGGAUCCAUCAAGACUCUACUGUAAUUCCCAGGCCCUGUCAGAUUGUGUCAAAGACCUUCUCUGUCCAUUCCAGAAUGAGGCCAUUGACCUGGUUGCGGGUGUAGAUGCAAUGGGAUUUAUCCUUGGAUCGGCUAUAGCCACCACCCUUGGUAAGGGCUUUUUGGCUAUUCGCAAAGUAGGACACCUGUGCAUACAAACCGAGAGCCAACCUUACACAGACUACUCAGGGAAUGAGAAGAUGAUGGAGAUCUGCCAAGAUGUGUUAAGGCCAGGGCUCCGAGUGCUGAUAGUGGACCAGUGGAUAGAGACUGGAGGAACAAUAAAGGCUGCUAUCAAACUGGUGGAGAGGCAAGGAGCCGUUGUUGUAGGUGUUGCCACUGUGGCCAUUGAGAACAGUGAGGGAGGAAAAUGGAUCAAAGAGAAAUAUAAAUAUUCUCAUUGCAUCCCAGAGGAACUGCAAAGUCAAAUUGACAAGCAAUAUCUUGACUCCUUUAAGAGCUUCAACAAUUAAGCCCUCAACUUGUUCUAUUGAUAAUUUGUUUAGGAAAUCACAAUUUAAAUAUAUUCAAUGAGUUAGGCCUAAUCAUGCAUGUACACAUAAGAGCACCAGACGUUUUCAAAAGUAUGUAUUCCAUGGCAAAGUACCUUUGUUUUCUGGUCCUAAACAGCUAUUUUUAGGUUAGGGCAAAUAAGAUUUUUAGUCCUAAAGAUUUGAGUCCCAAAAUAAGUAUAGGCAAAACUAGAGUGUGACUGACUGAGGAUGAGAUUACUACAUGAAUGUUGAUAGCUUAAAGAUGGAAUCAGCAACAGGGGAAAUAAUGCAACUGUCCACUACUGUAACUUUAGUGAGUUGCUAUGGUGUGCAGUACAACUUAUGCAUCUUCAUCUUGUGUUUUUGCAGUACAAUCAUUUGAGGGAGCACAUUUGGUUAUUUGCAGUAACUUUUCUGUAAUACAUCCCAAACAAACAAAGCGUUUAACCACUAAAGAUUCCAGUUUUGACAGUGUUAACAUUAAGCAUUAUUUGUCAGCUUGGGGCACUGACAAAAACGUAUUAAGCAGAAUGUAAUACGCCCAACAACUUAUUAAUGACUCAACUUACAGAGUUAUUUUCAGAUAUUGGGCUUUUUCCAGUUAAAAGUUGAUCUUAUUUGAUUCAUUGAGCACAUUAAAUAUAUUUGUAAUGUAAAUGUUUGAUA